GAAGCCGCGCAUUACCUAGGCACCGUCAGGUCUGUAUCGAAGGGAUUGUGAGUUCAUAUGAAGAAUAAUAUAUCUUUCCUUUUUAUUUCGCAAUCAUCAGUGUCAAUCAACCAUCAGAGCAGUGCGAACAGAACGGGCAGAAAGCAGAAAGCAAAAGACUUCCCCUUGAGUGAUUAUCCAUCAUCCAUCCAUUGCCCGCAUCUCGUGCUCCCCCCGGAUUUUCCAUUUUUAUCGCCCAAGCGAAGCCCCCCGCGUGAUAAAUCCCUCCUAAUCGGAAGAUGCCUCCUCAGUCCUCUCCAUCUUCUCAAUCCCCUCAAUCUUCUCUCUCCACGACGACAUCAACAUCUUCAUCUUCUCCAUCUCCUCUCCCCUUUUCUUCUCCUCCCAGUUCUCGUCUCCAGAUCAUCGCCGCACACAUGUCGUCCUCACUCCCCGCCACCAGUUUUCCCCCAGAUGUCGUCCCCCAAGCUCCAGAGGAUCCCCUCUUUGGCUUGAUGGCCGCGUACAGGGCCGACCCCUUCGACAAGAAGGUCGACCUGGGCAUUGGCGCCUACAGAGAUAACGACGCAAAGCCCUGGGUUCUCCCCGUUGUCAAGAAAAUCCUCCGUAACGACCCCGCCUUAAAUCACGAAUAUCUGCCCAUCUCGGGCCUCGAAAGCUUCACCUCUGCCGCUGCAAAACUCAUCCUGGGCGCCGAUUCCCCUGCACUGCUCGAGAAACGCGCACACUCAAUACAGACCAUCUCGGGCACAGGAGCGGUACAUCUCGGAGCCCUCUUCCUCAAGCGCUUCUACCCCGGCCAGCCCAGCGUCUACUUCAGCAGCCCGACAUGGGCCAACCACAACCAGAUCUUCUCGAAUAUCGGCAUCCCCAUACAAACCUACCCCUACUUCUCAAAGGCCACCAAGGGCCUUGACUUUGAUGGCAUGAAGCAAGCCAUCGCUGCCGCUCCCGACCGCAGCAUCAUCCUCCUCCACGCCUGCGCGCACAACCCCACGGGCGUCGACCCGACACAAGACCAGUGGCGCGAGCUGGCCGCGCUGCUGAAGCAGAAAUCCCACUUCCCCUUCUUCGACUGUGCCUACCAAGGCUUCGCAUCGGGCGACCUCGCCCGCGACGCCUGGGCCAUCCGCUACUUCGUCUCCCAAGGCUUCGAGCUGUGCAUCGCGCAAUCCUUCGCCAAGAACUUCGGCCUGUACGGCGAGCGCGCCGGGGCCUUCCAUUUCGUCACGGGUCCUAGCCCCGACGCCGCCAAGACCAUCUCCCGCAUCGGGUCACAACUGCAACAGCUGCAACGGUCCGAGAUCUCCAACCCGCCGGCAUACGGCGCGCGCAUCGCGAGCCUGAUCCUCAACGACGCCACGCUCUUCGCCGAGUGGGAAGCCAACCUCCGCGAGAUGUCGGGGCGCAUCAUCUCGAUGCGGCAAGCUCUCCGCGCGCGGCUCGAAGAGCUCGGCACCCCGGGCACCUGGAACCACAUCACGGACCAGAUCGGCAUGUUCUCGUUCACGGGGCUGAGCGAGACGCAGGUGCGCGAGCUGCGCGACGUGGCCCACGUCUACAUGACCAAGAACGGGCGCAUCAGCAUGGCCGGUCUGAAUACGCAUAAUCUGGAAUACUUUGCGCGCGCCGUCGAUCGCGUCGUGAGAGGGUGGCAGAAGCUGUAGUAGCGCGGGGGUGGGACUCAGUUCGUGGGGUGCGGGGUUAAAUUCCUGUACCAGGGGGUUCAGGGGGUUAGGGGGUUUGAGGGGUUGGGGGUUUGUGGGGAAGAAAGAAGAAAGAAAUCCUUGAUGCAUCAUGAUUCAUGAUUCAUACAAUUAUUUUUUUAUUCAUUAUCUAUCAUAGCAACAGCAGCAGCAGUAGUAGUAGUUACUAGAUGAUUGAUUGAUUGAUUGAUUGGAUCCCCUUCUAAUAUGGAAUCGAAAUGGAAAUUGGGAUUAGGAUUAGGAUUGGGAAUUUAGCUAGCUGAAGAUUAUAGAAUAAGAAGAACGAGAAUAAGACUUGAAUUUUUCAUCUAUCAU
Molecule: messenger RNA, 2021 nt
Organism: Amorphotheca resinae ATCC 22711
Lineage: Eukaryota; Fungi; Ascomycota; Leotiomycetes; Helotiales; Amorphothecaceae
Exons: 2
Coding region: 279-1667 (462 amino acids)
Biological process (GO): L-aspartate biosynthetic process
Cellular component (GO): cytosol
Molecular function (GO): pyridoxal phosphate binding; L-aspartate:2-oxoglutarate transaminase activity
Source: RefSeq, a predicted model, not a curated record